UGUCAAAUGAUGUUCUAAUUAAAAAUAAUUCUGAUUUUAAAUAUUUGUUUGUUACAAAAUUACAUUAGUUGAUAAUAUAGGUAUAAUAUGCUGAGAACUGAAACACAUCCUACAGAAUUACAGUUGAUUAUUCAAGAAAUCGAAAAUAUUGAUAGACAUAUUGACGAUGCUCAAAAGUAUGUUACGUGGAAUUCGAAAGAUAUUGCUUAUUUAAGUGAAAAAGAUUUGAACGAAGAAACAGAAAAUGAUGAGUCUAUGUCACCAAUUUCGUUACAAAGUACAAUUAGCACUAUACACAGAUUAACUAAAAACGUUUACGAGCGUGUAAUGCAAACCCACGACAAUUUUCAAAAAAUAAUUACUCUAAGUAGUCAAUGGAUUAAUAAGCCAAUGUAUGUGCGUGAUAAGAAUACGAAACGUAUAACAUUUGGCAAUAAGUUGACGGAAAAGAAAAUCGCUAGGUACGCCGAAGUGCGAGACGCUAGUAUUAAGAUACAACAAUUGCUCAUCGAAGAUCUUUUAUUAUUUCACAACGUACCAUUAUUGGAUCCAAAUUUUAGAAAAAUAUUAGCGGAAGAAAAACAUGAAGAAGAAAUAAUAGACAACAUAGAAAUUCAGACAGAGACUGUCUUAGAAGAAAUGUUAGAUGAAGACAACAGUUAUGGAGAAGAAAUAAUUGAUGACGUAGAAAAUCACUCGGAUACUAUUUUAGAAGAAUUUAUUGAAGGAGAAGCAGAAGGGGAAUAUUACGGAGAACAAAAAUUAGAUUACAUAUAUAUUCAGGCAGAAAUUAUUUUAUCGAACAUCGACAGAAAGUUAAUGUGGGAUAAAUAUAAAUACUUUGUUGAUGAAAUAGUAUUUACUGGGUUACAAGAUGCGACUCUUUGCAGUCUAAAAUAUAUCAACGAUGAAAUUACAAUUCCAAAUGGAACUUUAGCAAUAUUUAUUGUCGUGUAUCUUCUCGAUAACGAUAAUUUUCCCCGUUUUUCACCUAAUCUGGAAAUCGAUGAUGAACCAAAUUUCUAUGGAUUAGUUACUUCUUUACUUGAAGAUAUGGUUGAAAUGGGAUCGUACAUGGAAAGAAUUGCUGAUAACUAUUCACCAUAUAAUGUAGAUAUUAGGAAUGUUCAAAAAGUGGUAGAAUAUAUAGAUAACAUUCUUGAUCAAGUAAAAAUUACAACCAAUAAAGCUCUUGAAUAUAUUGUGCAGUACCAAGACUAUUCUAUGGUAUGGCUAACCAAUCAAAAUGAUGCAUUGUCAGCUUUUCUAUUAUAUGGCAGAGAUCUAUCAAUGGAAGAACUAGAAAUCCAAUAUGACGUUGACGAAGAUGGAAAUCCGUUAGUACUGCAUUCUUCUCCAAAACUGAUUGAUUUUCAAAACAAAAUUAACUCGUUUGAUAAUAUUUAUCGAGUAGUUGAUAAAAUAGAUGAAACCAUGACAUUUGAUUUUUGGUUAACUAUAGACAUUAAACCGUUUAAAAGGGAUCUUUUAAAACUAAUUACGAGUUGGUCAGAUUUAUUUAAAACCUAUUUGGUCAACAAAGUGGUGAACAGUUUGCGUUCAUUACGAGAUUUCACAGUAGAAACCGAUAUCGGUCUUUUAAAACCAUUAGAAGAAGGGGACUAUGAAGGUCUAGUUAAAAUCAUGGGACAUUUAUUUAAUGUUCGAGAGAGGCAAGACGAAUAUGAUUCAAUGUUUGAGCCUAUAGGAGAAAUAUUACAUCUACUGAAGGCGUAUGACGUAGAAAUGCCGGAAGAUGUGUACAUUUUGAAGCAGGAAUUACCGGAAAAAUGGAGUACAACUAAGAAAAAUGCUUUGAACGUCAAAUCUCAAGUAAUUCCUUUAAUUCAAAUAGAAGGAUCAAUUAUAAUAGGGAGAAUAAUUUUGUUAAAUGUGCGUGAAACGUUUUACAAAAUGAACUUUCUAAAACAGCCUCAAUUUAAUGCAAAUUGUGAAAAUCCUUACAUAGAGAUUGAUAAUGCAAAUCAUUCUUUAAUGGAAUUAGAAGACUUGCACGAUAAAUUACUCUCUCAAGCUGUAUUAUUCGAAAUACCACAACCAGAACCAAAUAUUUUAUUAACAACUAAAAAAACGUUACGUCUCAAUAAACAGCUGUGGGAUUUUGUGAACCUAGUCAGAGGUUGGAUAGAUGUGUGGAAAUCUACAUUGUGGAAUAAUGUAGACACCGAGUACAUGGACAUGGAACUUAAACGGUUUGCAAAAGAAUUAAAAGUAAUGGAUAAAAUUAUUCGCGAUUGGUCAGUAUAUGUAUACAUCGAAGACUUGAUAAAAACCAUGAUGACGUCUUUGAGAGCAUUAAGUGAAUUACAAAACCCAGCAAUGAAAGAACGCCAUUGGGCAGAACUUAUGAAUGUUACAAAUGUUAUUUUUUCUAUUGAGAAAUCAACAACACUAAAUGAUUUAUUAUCACUUAAUUUGCAUGUGUAUGAAGAUGAUAUAAAAAAUAUUGUCGAUAAGUCUGUAAAAGAAAUGAGUAUGGAGAAGUCCUUGAAAGAAUUUACUGAAACUUGGAAUACAAUGGAAUUUGAGUAUCAGCCACAUCCUAGGACAAAAGUUAAUUUGCUUAAAGUCAGGGAAGAAAUAAUAGAAGUCUUAGAAGACAAUCAAGUCCAAUUACAAAAUAUGCUAAGCUCUAAGUUUGUUGGAUAUUUUUAUAAUGAAGUGUCCAGUUGGCAAACAAAGUUAAACACAGCUGAUCGAGUAAUAAAUUUAUGGUUGGAAGUACAAAGAAUAUGGGCUUAUCUGGAAGCAAUAUUUAUUGGUUCUGGUGACAUACGGGUACAAUUACCAGAGGAUACGAGGCGAUUUGAAUUACUCGACAAAGAAUUUAAGGCACUACUAGUGGAUAUUAGAGAAAAUCCAAACGUUAUAAAAGGUACUAGUAAACCUGGAUUGUACAAUAAUCUUGUUAAUAUUCAAAAUGAGCUGUUUAAAUGUGAAAAAGUGUUGGCACAAUACUUGGAAACAAAACGUUUAACUUAUCCAAGGUUUUAUUUUAUAUCAUCGGCCGAUUUAUUAGAUAUACUAUCAAAUGGAAAUAAUCCGGAGUCUGUUUGCAAACAUUUGAUGAAGCUAUAUGACUCGAUGGCAAAAAUAAAGUUUAUUAAAGAUAAAUUAGGGGUUGGCAUGUAUGCCAAGGAUGGUGAAUACGUCGAGUUUGACGGAAAUUGUGAAUGUUCCGGACAAGUCGAAAAAUGGCUAAACAAAUUGACGGAUAUAAUGCGUUCAUCAGGUCGUCAGUACUUUAGCAAAGCAGUAAAAUCCUAUGACGAGAAACCAAGAAGGUUAUGGAUAUUUGAUUACCCGGCUCAGGCAGCUCUAUGUGGAGUUCAAAUAUGGUGGACUGCUGAAACCAACGAUGCCUUCGCUCAGCUGGAAAUAGGUCAUGAAAACGCGCUAAAAGAAUAUAACAAAAAACAAAUAAUGCAGUUGAACGAACUUAUCGAUUUACUAUUGGAAGACUUGACCAAAGGAGACCGACAAAAAGUGAACACAAUUUGUACUAUUGACGUGCAUUGCCGGGACGUAGUGGCAAAAAUGAUUCAACAGAAAAUUGAAACUGGUUCUGCUUUUCAGUGGCAGUGUCAACUGAGACACAGGUGGGAUUUAAAAGACUCAGAUUGUUUUGCCAACAUUUGUGAUGCUCAAUUUCGGUAUUGGUACGAAUACUUGGGAAAUACUCCUAGAUUGGUCGUGACCCCCUUGACAGAUAGAUGUUAUAUAACAUUAACACAGUCGUUACAUUUAAUAAUGGGUGGCGCUCCUGCUGGACCAGCCGGUACCGGAAAAACUGAGACAACCAAAGACUUAGGAAAAGCUAUAGGAAUGAUGGUCUACGUUUUCAAUUGCUCCGAACAAAUGGAUUUUAGAUCAUGUGGUAAUAUAUAUAAAGGACUUGCUCAAACUGGUGCUUGGGGAUGUUUUGAUGAAUUCAAUAGAAUAUCCGUAGAAGUAUUGUCCGUGGUGGCAACUCAAGUUAAAUCUGUAUUAGACUCCAUUAAAGCGAAAAAGAACACAUGUUUUCUGUUGGGUGAUAAUGUUAAUCUAAUUCCAACCAUUGGCAUGUUUAUUACGAUGAACCCCGGAUACGCGGGAAGAGCAGAACUUCCUGAAAAUCUUAAGGCGUUGUUCAGGCCUUGUGCUAUGGUGGUACCAGAUUUUGAACUUAUCUGUGAGAUAAAUUUGAUUGCGGAAGGAUUCCAAAAUGCAAGGUUACUUGCUAGAAAAUUCUUGACGCUAUAUUCACUUUGCAAAGAACUCCUAUCUAAACAAGAUCAUUACGAUUGGGGUCUAAGAGCUAUUAAAUCGUUAUUAGUUGUAGCCGGAUCGUUGAAGCGGGCAGAUAGAAAUCGUCCUGAAGAUGAAGUUUUAAUGCGAGCUCUUCGAGAUUUUAAUACUCCAAAAAUUGUGACUGAAGAUACUACUAUAUUUAUGGGACUUAUCGGUGAUUUGUUCCCUGCACUAGACGUGCCCCGAAAACGUGAUUUAGAAUUUGAAAAGCAAGUUCGUUAUGCUGCAAUUGACUUGAAACUCCAGCCAGAGGAUAAUUUCAUUCUUAAGGUAGUGCAACUAGUGGAGUUAUUAGAAGUUAGGCAUUCAGUUUUCAUAAUUGGCUUGGCCGGUACGGGCAAGUCGGAGGUGUGGAAAACUUUAUAUAGAACUUAUGCAAACCUGAAAUUUAAACCGUAUUUCAAUGACAUUGAACCGAAAGCAGUAACUAAUGAUGAGUUGUUUGGCGUCAUUAGUCCGACUACUAGAGAAUGGGUAGAUGGAUUAUUUUCGUGCUUGAUAAGAGAUCAAUCACAAAUGUCUGGUGAUGGAUCCAAAUGGAUGGUAAUGGACGGUGACAUAGAUCCUAUGUGGAUUGAGUCUUUAAACACAGUAAUGGAUGACAAUAAGGUGUUGACGUUGGCGAGUAAUGAACGAAUUGCCUUGACACCGACAAUGCGUCUACUGUUCGAGAUAUCCAAUUUGAGGUCAGCCACGCCAGCCACUGUUUCCCGGGCUGGUAUACUCUACUUAAACCCUACUGAUCUUGGCUGGAAUCCGUAUGUUGCUAGUUGGAUUGACACUAGAGAUAAUGCAACUGAAAAAGCCGCUCUUCUGGUACUGUUUGAGAAAUAUGUGCCCAUCUGUUUGGAAGCGCUAAAAACAAAAUUCAAAAUCAUAACACCCAUACCGGAAAUAACGCACAUACAAAUGUUGUGCACGUUACUCGAUUGUCUUCUGACUCCCAUAAAUUGUCCCCCGGAAACCACUAGGGAUGUGUAUGAAACGUAUUUUGUGUUCACUUGUCUUUGGGCUUUUGGUUCAGCAACAUUUCAAGAUCAGUUGAUGGAUUGGCGAGUUGAAUUUUCAAAAUGGUGGUUAACAGAGUUUAAAACGAUUAAAAUCCCAUCAUCAGGAAGUGUGUUCAAUUAUUACAUCGACCCUGAAUCAAAACAGUUUCUUCCUUGGUCAGAUCUUGUAUCAUCUUUCGAGCUUAAUCCAGAUAUACCUCUACAACAAACACUCGUAAACACAAUAGAAACAACAAGGAUAAGAUAUUUUCUCGACUUAUUGGUUGAUAAAAAAAAGGCAAUCAUGUUGGUUGGAGCCGCUGGUACUGGAAAAUCGGUCAUAAUUAAUGAUAAACUCAAAUCACUUUCUAAUGAUUUCUACGCCGUUGCAAAUGUACCGCUUAAUUUCUACACUACAUCUGAAAUGUUACAAAAGAUUUUGGAAAAACCAUUAGAGAAAAAAGCUGGAAGAAACUUUGGCCCACCUGGUGGUAAAACACUUAUUUAUUUUAUUGAUGAUAUAAACAUGCCAGAAGUCGAUUCUUAUGGAACCGUGCAACCUCAUACGCUCAUCAGACAAUUUAUGGAUUAUAAUCAUUGGUAUGACAGGACGAAGUUAUGUCUAAAAGAUAUUCAAAAUGUCAUGUUUGUUUCGAGUAUGAAUCCAACUGCUGGAAGUUUUACUAUUGAUUCUCGACUGCAGAGACAUUUUUAUGUAUUUGCUUUGGGAUUUCCAUCGCGUGAUGCAUUAUACACAAUUUACUCUUCGAUUUUGACUCAGCAUUUAAAAAACCCAGUAAAUAAAUUCAACGGUACUGUGUUAAAAUUAAGAGAUUUAAUUGUGCAGUUGGCGAUCAAUUUUCAUGAGAAAAUUAUUUCAGUAUUUCUGCCAACAGCCAUUAAGUUUCAUUAUAUAUUCAAUCUUAGAGACAUGAGCAAUGUUUUUCAAGGAAUCAUGUUCACCAAUGGUGAAUGUGUCUCAACAACUAGUUCUUUUAUUCGUCUUUGGCUUCACGAGACUAGUCGAAUUUAUAGCGACAAAUUAAUCGAAAAAAAAGAUCAAGAAACCUUUUCAAAAACAAUUACUGAACAAAUAAAGAAAACUUUUAGUAACUUAGUAAUUGAGGAUAUUCCAGAAAAUGAAUACUUGAUAAGCCCAUUGAUAUAUUCACAUUUCGCGGAUGGUAUUGGUGAUCAAAAGUAUAUGCCUGUGCGGUCGUGGCCCAUACUGCAAAAAUUACUAAACGAUGCAAUGAAGUCGUACAAUGAAUUUUUGGGGGCUAUUAAUUUAGUGCUAUUCGAAGAUGCGAUGUCACAUGUUUGCCGGAUAAAUCGUAUACUUGAACUUCCCAGAGGCAAUGCGUUGCUCGUUGGUGUGGGUGGAAGUGGUAAACAGUCGUUGGCUCGCUUAUCAGCGUUUAUAUCUUCGCUAGAACCGUUUCAAAUACAGUUGAGGUCUACAUAUGGCAUUGCCGAUUUGAAAGCCGACCUAGCCACCUUAUACAUAAAAGCUGGAUUAAAAAAUAUUGGCAUCAUGUUCUUGAUGACUGACUCUCAAGUGGCCGAUGAGAAGUUCCUUGUGCUCAUUAAUGACAUGCUAGCCAGUGGCGAGAUUCCAGAGCUGUUUGCCGAUGACGAAGUCGACAAUAUAAUUCAAACCAUCGCCCCAGAGGUUAAAGCAAAUGGUUUACCCGAAACUAAAGAGAACUGUUGGCAUUUUUUCAUCAACAAAGUGAGAUCAUUAAUCAAGAUUGUCUUGUGCUUUUCACCUGUCGGUAGCACAUUAAGAAUUCGAUCCAGACGAUUUCCAGCUCUAGUCACGUGCACUUCUAUCAACUGGUUCUAUGAAUGGCCUAAAGAGGCAUUAGAAUCCGUGUCGUUUAGGUUUUUAGGCGAUUUGAUCGAACUUCCAGUCAAACUAAGGAGACCUGUAUCCUUGUUUAUGUCCCAUGUACAUAGUUCAGUAAAUGAUAUGUCACUAAGGUAUUUAACAAAUGAUCGUCGUUACAAUUAUACAACGCCAAAAUCAUUUUUGGAACAAAUUAAUCUCUACAUGAAACUAUUAGUGUCAAAGACCAAUGAUAUUAAGUAUGGUAUCUACAGAUUUCAAAAUGGUAUAAAACAACUUUUAUCAUGCGCAGCUCAGGUUGAUAUUUUAAAAGUUGAAUUAGAUGUACAAGAGAUCGAAUUAACCAAGAAAAAUACUAAAGCUGAAGAGCUAAUCAAAGUGGUCCAAAAAGAAACAGAGAAAGUGAAGUAUGAAAAAUACAAAGCUGCUGAAGAAGAAGACAAAGUUAAAUUAAUUGAAGAAGAUGUUGGUUUGAAACAACGAUUGUGUGCCGAAGAUUUAGAAAAAGCAGAACCAGCGUUGGUAGCAGCACAAAGUGCUCUAGAUACAUUAAAUAAAAAUAAUUUAACAGAACUGAAAUCAUUUGGAUCACCUCCGUUAGCUGUAAUAAACGUAUUAUCGGGAGUUAUGGUAUUACAAGCUAAAAAAGGGAAAGUUCCGAAGGAUAGGAGCUGGAAAGCUUGCAAGGUAAUGAUGGCAAAAGUUGAUGGAUUUUUAGAUUCGCUUAUAAACUACGAUAAAGAACAUAUACACCCAGAUGUAGUUAAAGCAAUACAGCCUUAUCUAAAAGAUCCAGAAUUUGAUCCAGAUCUAAUCGCUGCAAAGUCUUCAGCUGCUGCUGGUUUAUGUAAAUGGGUAAUAAAUAUAAUGAAGUUUAAUGACGUUUGGCAAGUUGUGGAGCCAAAAAGAAAAGCUCGAGAUCAAGCAAAUGAAGAGCUGAGCGCUGCUAGAAAUAAACUUAUGGAGCUUAGAAAUAUGAUUAUUGAAUUGGAAAGGAAACAAAAAAUUUUAACAGACGAGUUUGAUGGCGCCGUAGCUGAAAAAACAAAUUGUCAAAAUCAAGCGGAUGAAACAUCUAUGAGGAUCGAUUUGGCAAACCGACUCGUCAAUGGUUUAGCAUCUGAAAAUGUCCGAUGGAAAGAAAGUGUUUCAACAUUGCAAAAAAGUUUGCAAACUUUACCCGGAGAUACCCUUAUGGUUUCUGCUUUUGUGUCAUAUGUAGGUUAUUUUACAAAAAUGUAUCGUCAAGAACUAAUUCAAAAUGCAUGGCUACCUUUUUUCAAGGAAGUUAAGCCCGAGAUACCAAUAACAGAUAAUUUAGAUCCACUAGCUUUGCUCACUGAUGAUGCACAAAUUGCAGCUUGGAAUAAUGAAGGUCUACCAAAUGAUAGGAUGUCAUCUGAAAAUGCAACAAUUUUAACUAAUUCUGUUAGAUGGCCAUUGAUGGUUGAUCCUCAGCUUCAAGGAAUUAAAUGGAUUAAAACUAAAUAUGGAAGAAGCUUAAGAAUUACUAGAUUGAAUUAUAAAGAUUAUUUAUCAGAUAUAGAGAUUUGUGUAAGAGAUGGAAACGUUUUAUUGAUCGAAAAUAUAGGUGAAAACAUAGACCCUGUUUUGGAUAAUAUUAUUGGUCGAAACUUGAUAAAAAAAGGAAGUGCUGUAAAAAUCGGUGAAAAAGAGAUUGAUUACAAUCCGAAUUUCCAUCUUAUAUUGCACACAAAAUUGUCAAAUCCACAUUACAAACCGGAAAUGCAAGCACAGACAACACUAAUCAACUUUACUGUGAACCGUGAUCAACUUGAAGAUCAAUUAUUAGCAGAAGUUGUGAAAGUUGAAAGACCUGAUUUAGAAAAAAUGAGAAUUGAUCUCACCAAACAACAAAAUAGUUUCAAAAUAACAUUGAAACAACUUGAAGAUGAUUUAUUACAGAGACUGUCUUCAGCUGAUGGUGAUCAGAUACUUGGUGACAAAGAACUCGUUUUGAACCUCGAAAAGUCUAAAAAAACGGCUACGGAAAUAGAAGUAAAAGUGGCCGAAGCGAAAAUAACAUCAAAAGAAAUUGACUCUGCCCGUGAAGAAUAUCGUAUUGCUGCAACACGAGCAUCAAUAGUUUAUUUUAUAAUGAAUGAUUUGAUAAAAAUAAAUCCAAUGUAUCAGUUCUCUCUAGAGGCUUUCAGUGUUGUCUUUCAACGUGCUAUGAGAGAUGCAGAAAAAGCAGACACAUUAAAUAAGCGAAUAGUCAAUUUGGUGGAUAAUAUAACUUAUCAAACAUUUAUUUAUACUAGUAGAGGAUUAUUUGAAAAGGAUAAGUUAAUAUUCAUCUGUCAAGUGACAAUUCAGGUACAACUUCAAGCAAAUAAAAUAAAACCGAUAGAGUUAGAAUAUUUGUUGAGAAGGCCAGCAAUUACUGGAUUAUCUAGUCCAUUUGAUUUCAUUUCAUCAAAUGUAUGGGGAGCUAUACGAUCACUUGUUUUAGCUGAUGAUGAAUAUGCAGGUCUAGACAAGGAUAUUGAAACUUCCGGUAAACGAUGGCAGUUAUACAUUGAUGGUGAAGCUCCAGAGAAAGAUAAACUGCCACAAGAAUGGAAAAACAAAACUCCGUUCCAGAGACUUUGCAUAAUAAGAGCUUUAAGAACUGAUCGAAUGACUUAUGCUACUAAAGUAUACGUCCAAGAAGUUCUUGGUCUAAAAUAUACCAAUUUUAGACCUCCAGAGUUCAUUGAUUCAUUCAAAGAAACUACUUGUAAAACACCUGUCUUUUUUAUAUUAUCAGCAGGAGUUGAUCCAACACGUGAUGUUGAAGCUGUUGGUAAAAAAAAAGGAUUUACAAUUGAAAAGAAGAACUUCCAUAACAUAUCUUUAGGGCAAGGACAAGAACAAGUGGCAGAAGAUGCUAUAGAGUUAAGUUCUCGGUUGGGUAAUUGGGUUAUGUUACAAAAUGUGCAUCUAGUACAAAAAUGGCUGCCUUCUUUGGAUAAAAAAAUGGAAGCAUCUUUUGAACAUCCACAUGUCAAUUAUAGAAUAUUCAUUAGUGCUGAACCCGCCGCUGACCCACUCUAUCAUAUUAUUCCUCAAGGUGUUUUAGAUUCUUCAAUAAAAAUUACUAACGAACCACCAACAGGAAUGAUGGCAAAUUUACAUAAAGCCUUAGAUAAUUUCAAUCAAGAUACACUUGAGAUGAGUUCUAAAGAAGCAGAAUUCAAAGCGAUUCUGUUUAGUUUGUGUUAUUUUCAUGCAUCUAUACAGGAAAGAUCGAAGUUUGGGGCUCAAGGAUGGAAUAGAUCAUAUCCAUUUAAUGUGGGUGAUUUAACGAUAUCGGUGAACGUAUUAUAUAACUACCUGGAAGCUAAUAAUAAGGUUCCUUGGGAGGACCUUAGAUAUCUUUUUGGAGAGAUCAUGUAUGGUGGACACAUUACCGAUGAUUGGGAUAGAAGGUUAUGUCGGACAUAUCUUGAAGUCUACAUGAAUCCAGAUCUAAUGGAAGGAGAUCUUUUAUUUGCACCGGGUUUUGUGGCACCACCAAAUACAGACUAUAAGUCAUAUCAUGAAUAUAUAGAUGACUUAUUGCCAUCAGAAAGUCCUAUACUGUACGGACUUCACUCAAACGCUGAAAUUGGCACACUUACUACAAGGUCUGAAAACUUAUUCCAAACUCUGUUGGAAAUGCAACCCAGAGAUGCUGGUUCAUCAAGUGGAACUGGCAUGUCAAGGGAUGAAAAAGUUAGACAAACUUUGGACGACGUUCUUGAUAAAGUUCCAGAACCGUUUAAUUUAAUAGAUCUGAUGAGUAAAGUCGAAGAACAAACUCCAUAUGUAAUCGUUUCAUUCCAAGAAUGUGAGCGUAUGAAUGGGUUAAUGAAUGAAAUUAGAAGGUCUUUAAAAGAGCUACAUUUGGGAUUAAAGGGUGAACUGACAAUAACAGCAGACAUGGAGGCGUUAGAAGAAUGUUUGUUUAUGGACAAAGUUCCGUCUAGCUGGGAAAAGCGUGCUUACCCAUCUUUAUUACCUUUAGCAACUUGGUAUGCAGAUUUGUUGAAGAGGCUACGUGAACUAGAAGCUUGGGUUAGCGAAUUUCAGCUUCCAUCGUCGGUAUGGUUGGGUGGAUUUUUCAACCCUCAAUCAUUUUUAACUGCUAUAAUGCAGUGCACUGCCCGAAAAAUGGGAUGGCCUUUAGAUAAGAUGUGCUUACAAUGUGAUGUAACAAAAAGAUACCAAGAAGAAAUCACGGUAGCACCCAGAGAAGGCGCCAUGAUUAAUGGAUUGAUAUUAGAAGGUGCUCGUUGGGACUUAACCACAGGUUGCAUUGUUGAAUCCACUCCGAAAGAUUUGUUUCCAAUAAUGCCGGUGAUACACGUUAAAGCUAUAAUCAAAGACAAACAAGAUUUGAGGAAUAUUUAUGAUUGCCCAGUUUACAAAAUCAAACUGAGAGGGCAAACAUACGUCUGGACGUUUAAUUUAAAAACGCGACAAAAACCAUCCAAAUGGAUUUUAGCUGGUGUAGCAAUACUACUUAGUGUAUAGUUGUUCACACAGAGCACCAAAUAUUUGUUAUUUUAAAUUUAAGUUAUGUUAAUAUUUAUAUUCUUCAAACAAUUUAAGUAGUUAUAUAUUUCGGGGGUUAAGAGUACUCUGUUGCCCGGAGCAGCAAAUUUUUGUCCAUCUAGGAGGACUGUAAAUUUAUAGAAACAUAUUGAUAUCCCUAUUAUUAUUCUGUACUAAAUGUAUUAAAAAAAAUUUUUAAAAAUA
Messenger RNA from Acyrthosiphon pisum (pea aphid), 11892 nucleotides. RefSeq names its product dynein beta chain, ciliary-like. Lineage: Eukaryota; Metazoa; Arthropoda; Insecta; Hemiptera; Aphididae. Gene Ontology annotation, biological process: microtubule-based movement. Gene Ontology annotation, molecular function: dynein light intermediate chain binding; minus-end-directed microtubule motor activity; dynein intermediate chain binding. Gene Ontology annotation, cellular component: dynein complex. The transcript has 55 exons. Bases 88 to 11667 code for a protein of 3859 amino acids. The record is from RefSeq and is a predicted model, not a curated record.